This is a messenger RNA of Sphenostylis stenocarpa, 173 nucleotides long. Lineage: Eukaryota; Viridiplantae; Streptophyta; Magnoliopsida; Fabales; Fabaceae. The record is from the annotation of a GenBank genome assembly.
AUGGCGUUAUCAUUCACGAUAAAAAUCCACAGAGGGGAACGGGAUCGCGUUGCGUUGUCUCUGGUUUCUCAGGUUCGAGCAGCUGCCGCGGAUGUCUUUCUCUGUCAAGCUCCGACGGCUACUGGAGGUUGGUUGACUGACCUGGUUCGUGUUUAUGAUGCUACGGACGAAGG